AUGAAGAGGACCAGUUCAUUUCUCCCGAAUAAGCCUCCUAAUCCUUAUAAUUCAAUGGAACUCCCAAAUCGAAAUCCUCCUCCUCCUCCUCCUCCUUUACCCAAAAUCGAAUACCCCUCCUGUCCUCAUAUUAUAUUGGGAGAAAAAUCUCCUCGCCAUUCUAGUCACCCCCAACACCCUUUAUCUUUAGUUGAUGUGCCUGACCUCUUUACCUGCUCAGGUUGCAAGGAGUAUGGGUCAGGCUUAAGGUUUAGCUGCCAAGAAUGCGAGUUCCAGUUACACGAGUUCUGUGCCCUAGCCCCUCCAGUUCUCAAGGCUCAUCCUUUUCACAUGCAGCACCGACUUUCCCUUCAUUCUAAACCAGGCGACCCUCGAAAGGAUUCACUUUCAGAUGCAAUGCUUGCAGCUAUCAGAUGCACCCUUGCUGUGCUAUACUCUCCAACCAGCUUGACAUUUCGGAAGAGAUCAGGCCGAGUGUACCGUUGCACGGUUUGUGAAUACCAUCUGCACGCUGUGUGUGCUAAGAACAUGGUUAAUGGUCUUCAAGCUAACGGUAUAAAGGGCCCUGAAAAGCCCAGCAUGCUAGGAACUGCGGCUCGACUUGCUUCUCAUGUCGUCGUCGAAUUCGUUGGAGGCAUCAUUGAAGGGCUUGGAGAAGGUGUAGGAGAAUGGUUCAUCCAAAGUCUUACCAGAGGAAGGCGCCCUGUUGCAAAUAUUAAUGGAAAUUGA
Dovyalis caffra is the source of this 729-nucleotide messenger RNA. The record is from the annotation of a GenBank genome assembly. NCBI's taxonomy places the organism in Eukaryota, Viridiplantae, Streptophyta, Magnoliopsida, Malpighiales, Salicaceae.